Molecule: messenger RNA, 2372 nt
Organism: Petromyzon marinus (sea lamprey)
Lineage: Eukaryota; Metazoa; Chordata; Hyperoartia; Petromyzontiformes; Petromyzontidae
Gene: NUBP2
Product: NUBP iron-sulfur cluster assembly factor 2, cytosolic
Biological process (GO): iron-sulfur cluster assembly
Cellular component (GO): cytosol
Molecular function (GO): ATP binding; ATP-dependent FeS chaperone activity; 4 iron, 4 sulfur cluster binding
Source: RefSeq, a predicted model, not a curated record
GCGAAGCGGAGAAUGAGUUUGUGAAUCGUUCGUGGAAUGAAACACUCGCCGACGAGGGGAGAGGGAAUGCUGCGGCUGCCGUGGCUUGGCAAUGCGUUCACCACGUGGUCGUUCGCAGACGCGUGCGUCUCUGUUUUGCGUGGACUUUUUACUCUACAUUGAACUUCUUUCGCACCGGGACACGGUGAAGGAGCAUGACGAGGGAGGCCUGUCCGGGGUGAGAUCCGUGGUGCUGGUGCUCUCCGGCAAAGGUGGAGUGGGCAAGAGCACCGUGAGCACGCAGCUGGCGCUGGCGCUGCGAAACGCCGGACAGAAGGUGGGGCUGCUCGACGUGGACCUGUGCGGCCCCAGCGUGCCGCGCAUGUUGGGCCUGCAGGGCCGCGCCGUGCACCAGUGCGCCGCCGGGUGGCUGCCCGUGUACGCGGACGCCGGGCGCCGUCUCGCCGUCAUGUCCGUGAGCUUCCUGCUGCGGCAGGCCGACGACGCCGUCGUGUGGAGAGGCCCCAAGAAGAACGGUGCGGCACCGCGCCGGCGCUCGUUGUUGACUUGCGCGGCCAUGAUCAAGCAGUUUGUGAGCGACGUGCUGUGGGGAGAGCUGGACUUCCUGCUCGUGGACACCCCGCCUGGAACGUCGGACGAGCACAUGGCCAUUCUGGAGAGCCUGCGUGGCCGCUCACCUGCUGGCGCCUUGCUCGUCACCACGCCACAGGAGGUGUCGGUGGGAGACGUGAGGAGGGAGCUGACGUUCUGCAGGAAGACGGGGCUCAAGGUGCUGGGCAUCAUUGAGAACAUGAGUGGCUUCGUGUGCCCCCAUUGCUCCGAGUGCAGCAACGUGUUCUCCAAGGGCGGCGGGGAGGCGCUGGCCGACGAGUUCGGGGUCCCCUUCCUGGGCUGCGUGCCGGUGGAGCUGCAGCUGGCGCGGUGCGGUGAGGACGGCCGCUCCCUGCUGGAGGCCUCGCCGGAGAGCGGCGCUCACCAGGUCCUGCAGGCCAUCGCCCAGCGACUCAUCGUUGACCACGGCGGCGGUGGCGGCGGUGUUACGGCGAGUGUGGCCGUGCCGUGACCGUCUGGCGAUGGAAACUUGCUGCCCCAUCCCCCACCCCCCCCCCCCCCCCCCCCCCGACUCCUCCACCUCAUUCCAUCUUCGGGGUGCCGCGAUCUUAACUACCUCGCCGGGUAUGCAGGAGGUCGUGGGUUCGAUUGCGAUCCAUACAGUGCCUCUCUUCUUCCCGUGGUCGCGUGGAUUUUUCUCCGGGUCCUCCGGUUUUUCCCCCUCAACUUUUACAAUCGACAUCACCAACGCGUUCAGAGGAUUUGGCUGCAAUGCAUUUCCCACGCGAUGAUGAUGAUGAAUAAGCCACUUCAGCGGGCUACCAUUCGUGACGGCCAGGGUCGCCUCUGAAAAAAGAGCUUCACAGCUCAGUGGGGCCUCUUACCCUGGUAAAACAUUUAAUUUGUUUCGCAGUUGCAACUCGGGAGAAUUGAAAUCAUUGGUUCGAUCGUCACGCGACCAACAUUGUCACUCUCGUGCGCCGAGCGUGGUGGUUGGACCGGACGAUCGCUUCAAGGCGUCCCUAAGAAGUAGCUCUACCGUGCGUAUCCGCUUCCGCGGGCCCUUUUUCUCUUCACACCAAUUACACUUGCACUGCUUUGCGGGCGCUCUGGUCGUCUCCUGCGGCUCGUGACACGACACAAAGGGCGCAGUCGGGAUAGAGUUGCGAGUCGUCGUUAAUUAGCGGCGGCGGCGGCAGCGGCGGCAGCAGCCGGUUGUACUGAAGGACUUCACGCGAAGACGUUAAAGUGCGGAGGUCUGCAGCGAAGGGAAGCGCUUGCUGGAGGGUUCUUUUCACCGUGGGUCAAGGUGGUCCUCUCGCCAACUCCCUCUGACCUGCACGGUCACCGUGCAUGGGGAGGCGGGCAUGGUGGUGGUGCGGGGGGGGGGAGUUGGGGAAGAGGAGUGAAGCUUUUAGGGUCCAGUGGUUCACGAGACAAAGAUCCCCCGUGUAGCCUUCACAGACUGUUGGGGGCAAGUGCUGUCGACGAGCAGCACCUUUGAAGGCCGGAGCGGCACACGAGGAGGGGGUGGACGGCACGUCCGGCCGACUUUGUCUCCCCAGUGAUGACGUUUACCGCACGCCCUACCAGGUCCUAAUUUUGAGGCCGAGUCGACCUAGGGAAGGCCCAGAACCGGUUCAGUUAGUCGUCAGUGGUGUUGGCCGUGAGCGGGAAUUGAACUCGGGUCACCAGGUUUAUCGCGCAAGCCCGCUAACCGCUGCACCACCGCUCUACGAGACGCGCGUGCACGCACUGUGUAAGCAAAUCAUCGCUGUGCAUUCGCGGGAGACCGAUUAAAAUUUACACGCGAUUCGCCA